This is a messenger RNA of Megalops cyprinoides (Indo-Pacific tarpon), 773 nucleotides long. Its product is annotated as ADP-ribosylation factor-like protein 5B. Gene Ontology annotation, cellular component: cytoplasm; trans-Golgi network. Bases 62 to 490 code for a protein of 142 amino acids. Gene Ontology annotation, biological process: protein localization to Golgi membrane; intracellular protein transport; vesicle-mediated transport. NCBI's taxonomy places the organism in Eukaryota, Metazoa, Chordata, Actinopteri, Elopiformes, Megalopidae. Gene Ontology annotation, molecular function: GTP binding; GTPase activity. The transcript is spliced from 5 exons. The record is from RefSeq and is a predicted model, not a curated record.
UAAGGUGAUUAUUGUUGGACUGGACAAUGCCGGAAAGACGACAAUACUUUACCAGUUUUUGAUGAAUGAAGUUGUCCACACGUCGCCCACGAUAGGAAGCAACGUGGAGGAGAUUGUGGUUAAGAAUACCCACUUCCUAAUGUGGGACAUCGGUGGCCAGGAGUCUCUCAGGUCCUCAUGGAACACCUAUUACUCAAACACAGAGUUUAUCAUCUUAGUGGUGGACAGCACCGACAGGGAGAGGCUGGCCAUCUCAAAGGAGGAGCUCUACAGGAUGUUGGCCCAUGAGGAUCUCCGGAAAGCAGCUGUGUUGAUAUUUGCGAACAAGCAGGAUAUGAAGGACUGCAUGUCUGCUGCUGAAAUCUCCAAAUACCUCACCCUGAGCUCCAUCAAGGACCACCCCUGGCACAUCCAGUCGUGCUGUGCCCUGACGGGAGAGGGGCUAUGCCAAGGCUUGGAGUGGAUGACCUCAAGGGCUGGACUAAGAUAACCCCCCCCCCGCUAGAUGGACUGCCUGUUUGCUCCACUGAAGAUGUGUUGGUGGAAGGUCAACCUCUGCGGUCAACGCUUCAAACAAGUGCUACUGCGCUGCUACUCUAGCUUGCUGUCACCCAUUACGGAAUCCCCAGUACUGCUACUCAGGCUUACUCUCACCCAUUACAGAGUCCUCAGUACUGCUUUGCCAUCAUCAGUGCUGCUACUCUCACCCAUUACAGAAUCUCCAGUACUGUUACUCUGGCUUACUCUCAACAUUACAAAAUCUCUAGUGCUGC